Guillardia theta CCMP2712 is the source of this 1167-nucleotide messenger RNA. RefSeq lists its product as hypothetical. The record is from RefSeq and is a predicted model, not a curated record. Lineage: Eukaryota; Cryptophyceae; Pyrenomonadales; Geminigeraceae. The annotation marks the transcript as partial. The transcript has 2 exons.
CUGUGGGAGCAGAUGACGAGGCUCUUCCCUGACCAUGUUGCGCUCUCCGACCCCCUCCAUGGCUUCGGGGACGACAUGACGUACAGCCAGGCGUCGGCAGCGAUCACGCGCAUGGCUGGGUUCUUGCAAGAGCUCGGGGUGCAGAAGGGAGAUAAGAUAGCUCUCUUCUCGGAGAACAGCUACAGGUGGAGCCUCGUUGACUCGGCGAUCCUUCAGGCUGGCGCUGUAGACGUUGUGCGAGGAGCGACUGCGCCUGUGGACGAGCUGAAGUUCAUCUACUCGGACAGCGGGAGCAAGGCGUGCGUUGUGGAGAACGUGGAGCUGCUGGAGAAGCUGGUGAAGCAGGCGAAGCUCGGGACUGAGGUCGAGCCCGAGUUCGUGGUGGUGAUGUACCCCAAGGACAAGAGCGGGGAGACGAUCAAGAGAGAGGCUGGGCUGGGCUCAAGCUCGACCCGCGUCGUCACAGUUGACGAGAUGCUACAGUCUUCCAGCUCUUACACGCCAGUGUCAGUGGAGGAGGAGGAUACAGCGACGCUGCUGUACACUAGCGGAACGACAGGGCACCCGAAAGGAGUGGUCCUGACCCAUGGGAACCUUCUACACCAGAUGCUGGAGAACGUCUACAGCCCUUCCCUCCCCCUCGAGCCCCUCCCCGGCGACGUUUUCCUCUGCAUCCUCCCGUGUUGGCACAUCUUCGAGCGCUUUGCCGAGUACUACUCGCUGGUGAGAGGAGCCAAGUUGGUCUACAGCAGCGUCAAGACCUUCAAGUCAGACCUCCUCCGCCACCGCCCCCACAUCCUCGUCGCCGUCCCCCGUCUAUACGAGAACGUGUUCCAAGGCGUCCAGGCCAAGUUUGCAGCAGGGUCGUCACUGCAGCGCAUGCUGGUAGCGUUCUUCACUGCGGUAGCAACCAAGAAGAUGGAGGCAAAACGCUCCCUCCUCAACGCUGCUGCUAUCGAGCCGCAGGAUCAGCCCGCGUUCCUCCAGCGAUCCCCUGCCAAGAAGCUGCUUGACCAGCUCGUCUCCAUGCUCACUGUCUUCCUCCUCGCUCCUUUUGCUGCCAUCGGUGACCGUCUCAUCUGGUCUAAAGUGCGGGAGGGUCUGGGAGGGAGGAUCAAGUGCCUCAUCUCAGGGGGAAGCAAACUUCCGACGGCGCUUGACAACUUC